Heterostelium album PN500 is the source of this 762-nucleotide messenger RNA. RefSeq names its product Rpp14/Pop5 family protein (gene pop5). Gene Ontology annotation, biological process: tRNA 5'-leader removal. Lineage: Eukaryota; Evosea; Eumycetozoa; Acytosteliales; Acytosteliaceae. The record is from RefSeq and is a predicted model, not a curated record. Bases 1 to 762 code for a protein of 253 amino acids. The transcript is spliced from 2 exons. Gene Ontology annotation, cellular component: ribonuclease P complex.
AUGGUGAGAUUAAAGACUAGAUAUUUGAUGGUUGAAGUGAUUUGGCAUCAAGAGGUACUCGAAGAUGGUACUGUUAGACCAACACUAUCGUUAUCGUGGAUUCACAAUUGGAUAGAGCAGAAAUCAAGAGAACUGAUAGGUGCUCUAACAACUCAAGCCUAUAUAAAGUCAUUAAAGAUCAUUUAUUGUAAUUCAAUAACUAAUACAAUGAUAUUAAGAUGUAAUUUCGAACAAUAUCGGAAUCUUUGGACUGUACUAUCAAUGAUAACAGAGUGUUGCGGUUUUCUCACUUAUUUUAGAGUGUUGCAUGUCGGUGGUUCACUAAAGUCAUGUCAAAAGUCUGUUUUGAAAGAAUAUGGAAAGCCACUACUCGUUAAAUCAUUCGAUCCUCUAGUUGCAAUGAAUGAACUAUAUAAUAUAAACAGCAGCAGUAGCAUUAGUAGUGGCAAUAUAGAUAAUCAACAAUCUCAACAACAGGGAAUAGAACUUAAUCUUACAGAGUCUGAUAAUGAAGACGAUGGUUUCGAUGAUCGUGAUAAUAACGAUGACGAUGACCUUAUCAAUAGCAACAACGAUAAUAAUAAUAAUAUAAAUAAUCAUGAUGAAUCUAUUGAUAGCAUGGAUACAAACAAUGAUAAACAAAAACCUAAACAACAACAAUCUAAGCAACCACCUAAACAACAGCAAUCUAAACAACAACCAUCAUCCCAACAAAAACAACAGAAACCAAAACAACAAGUUAAAGAAACAAAAAAGAAAUAA